Messenger RNA from Gambusia affinis (western mosquitofish), 5600 nucleotides. It is a transcript of the gene nlgn4xa, whose product is annotated as neuroligin 4 X-linked a. Gene Ontology annotation, biological process: synaptic vesicle endocytosis; neuron cell-cell adhesion; postsynaptic membrane assembly. Gene Ontology annotation, molecular function: neurexin family protein binding; signaling receptor activity. The coding region runs from base 600 to 3074 and encodes 824 amino acids. Gene Ontology annotation, cellular component: cell surface; postsynaptic specialization membrane; synapse. The transcript is spliced from 6 exons. NCBI's taxonomy places the organism in Eukaryota, Metazoa, Chordata, Actinopteri, Cyprinodontiformes, Poeciliidae. The record is from RefSeq and is a predicted model, not a curated record.
GAGAGAGAGACCUGGUUUCUCUAUCACUAAUCUUCUACGCGCAAUUCACUCUUGCUAUGAGAGCAAUUAGAUUUAGCAGCGUUCCCAGCGCCUCUCCAAUGACUCAUUGAAACAUCUUCAGUGUUGAUAAAGCCGCAUCUCCGUUCUCCUCACCUCACACACGCACGGGGAAAACAUAACCCAGGACGUGCUGCUGCGCUCCCUCCGGAACACAUGGUGCACGCUGUGUUACUUUGGAUUUGCAGAGCAGGAGCUUGGAUGUGGACUGAAAAGCAGUUUUUUUGCGCAUGUUGGCUGCAUAACCGCGAGGAGUCAGGACUCGUACGUUAGGGAUCCGGACUGAGAACAUUCGAUCACGUUGGACUUCAGGUGGUGGGAGUGUUCUAGUCAUUCCCCAGACAGGAGUAAAACAACAACUACUGAUCUCAAUGCAAGCUCUCAAGAUGGGGACCUCUGAGAUAGCGACAGUGAUUAGCUGGUGCUCCUCCACUCAGCUCGCAAUCUGAAGAGCAGCACAAAGUCAAUCGGAGGUGGGCAGGGGGAGUUGUUGAGGAUCCAGUAGCACAACCUGCCAGAUUCCGGCUCCACACAGUGAGAGCAUGUCAGUUCUCAUAGGCCCUUCAUGGAUGUGUUGCUCCAAGGCCAAGACCAGCCUUUUGCUCUGGAUGGGGCUGGUGUCCAUCUGUGUAGCUGCUACUCAAGCUCAGCAGCAUCCUGUAGCCACAACCAAUUACGGAAAAUUGCGAGGAGUGAAGGUUACGUUACCUAACGAGAUUCUGGGACCGGUGGAGCAGUACUUGGGGAUCCCCUACGCACUGGCUCCAACAGGGGAGCGGAGGUUCCAGCCACCAGAACCGCCCAUGUCUUGGCCAGGAAUUAGAAAUGCAACUCACUUUGCUCCAGCUUGUCCUCAGUUCUUGGAGGACCGCUUUUUACUCAACGAUAUGCUCCCUGUGUGGUUCACUGCCAACCUGGAUACAGUAGUAAGCUACGUGCAGGAGCAGAGUGAGGACUGCCUCUACUUGAACAUCUACGUCCCAACAGAGGAUGAUAUUCAUGAUGAGAAUGGAUUAAAGCCCGUCAUGGUUUACAUACAUGGAGGCUCGUAUGUGGAGGGAACCGGCAACAUGAUCGAUGGCAGCAUCCUGGCGAGCUACGGGAACGUAAUCGUCAUCACAAUCAACUACCGGCUUGGAGUACUGGGUUUUCUUAGCACAGGUGACCAGGCAGCCAAGGGGAACUACGGUCUUCUGGAUCAGAUUCAGGCACUCAGGUGGAUCAAAGAAAACAUCCAUGCCUUCAAAGGAGACCCGAAAAGAGUGACCAUUUUCGGCUCAGGGGCUGGAGCGUCGUGCGUCAGCCUGCUCUGCCUUUCGCAUUACUCAGAAGAUCUGUUCCAGAAAGCCAUCAUACAGAGUGGAACAGCACUGUCCAGCUGGGCCGUCAAUUACCAGCCUGCAAAGUACACCCGAUCCCUCGCUGAGAAGGUGGGCUGCAACAUGCUGGACACCAUCGACUUGGUGGAAUGCCUGCAAAAGAAAAACUACAAGGAGCUGAUUGAGCAGUAUGUCACUCCUGCGAAGUAUCACAUUGCUUUUGGACCUGUCAUUGACGGCGACGUAAUCCCAGACGACCCACAGAUUCUCAUGGAACAAGGGGAGUUCCUGAACUAUGACAUUAUGCUGGGCGUCAACCAGGGUGAGGGGUUCAAAUUUGUUGACGGCAUUGUGGACAGUGAGGAUGGCGUGUCUGCCAAUGACUUUGACUUUGCAGUGUCAGACUUUGUGGAUCAUCUCUAUGGAUACCCAGAGGGAAAGGACACUCUGCGGGAAACCAUCAAAUUCAUGUACACCGACUGGGCAGACAAGGAAAAUCCAGAAACUCGUCGCAAGACCCUUGUGGCGCUCUUCACCGACCACCAGUGGGUGGCACCAGCUGUGGCCACAGCUGACCUUCACGCCCAGUAUGGCUCCCCCACCUACUUUUAUGCGUUUUACCACCACUGUCAAAGUGACAUGAAGCCCAGCUGGGCCGAUUCGGCCCACGGUGACGAGGUACCAUAUGUGUUUGGGAUCCCUAUGAUCGGCCCAACAGAUCUUUUUAACUGCAAUUUCUCAAAGAACGACGUGAUGCUGAGUGCAGUCGUCAUGACCUACUGGACUAAUUUUGCUAAAACAGGAGAUCCGAAUCAGCCAGUUCCACAAGACACAAAAUUCAUCCACACAAAGCCUAACCGGUUUGAAGAAGUAGCCUGGACUAAGUACAACCCCAAAGACCAGCUCUACCUUCACAUUGGCCUAAAGCCAAGAGUUCGGGAUCACUAUCGGGCUACGAAGGUUGCGUUCUGGCUGGAACUUGUUCCACAUCUUCACAAUAUAAAUGAGUUUUUCCAGUACGUGUCCACCACCACCAAGAUACCGCCGCAGGACACCACCCCGUACCCUUACACCAAACGCUUUCCAGGGAAAAACAACUGGCCGUCCACCACACGACACCCAGGAGUCCCUUCUGCCAACACCAAGCAAACCACAGACCAGCGCAAGAGCGGAGACCUAACUGAGGAAUCAACCGUCAUGAUUGAGACCAAGAGAGACUACUCCACUGAGCUCAGUGUCACCAUCGCUGUAGGGGCGUCGCUGCUUUUUCUGAACAUCCUCGCCUUUGCGGCGCUCUACUACAAGAAAGACAAGCGGCGACACGAGUCCAACCGCCGAGUUCCAACCCCGCAGCGCAACUCCGCCCCAGCGAACGCUUCUACUACAGCCAACGAUGUGGCACACAUGCAGAGCGAAGAGCUGAUGUCUUUACAGAUGAAGCAGCAGCAGCUUGAGCAUGAACAUCACCACGAGUGUGAGUCCCUGCAGAGCCAUGACACACUGCGGCUCACCUGUCCCCCUGACUACACCCUCACGCUACGCCGGUCGCCUGACGACAUCCCGCUGAUGACGCCCAGCACUAUCACAAUGAUCCCCAACUCGCUGGCUGGCAUGCAGCCUCUGCACAACUUCAACACGUUUGGUGGGAGCCAGAACAGUACCAAUUUGCCCCACGGCCACUCAACAACACGAGUAUAGCUGAACUGGGCUGGGACCAAUCCAGUUUCCAACACAAAGCAAAUAUGUGAAAUUGACUGUGAAAAGCACAGACUCCGAGUCUAAGCAGAUGAUAUUUUGUUAUCACGCCUUCUUGAAAAGUAUUAAAAGGGUGCAUUGCUCAUAAACUUCUCAAGAAAUUCAGAAUGAAUGUUACAUUAGUAACUCUUCUUGAAGCAAAGCUUCAUAGAAGAUUUUACUUAAAAGAAAGCAACCAGGACUGACUGUUAAUAUCCUUAGAAGGGGCAAAAAAGCCUUUAUGGAGGUUUUUGAGCCAGAAAUACACAAGACAACAAGACAGCAACAAAGAAGCUUCAUCUUUUCAGAAUAAUUUCUGCAUUGGACACCUGACCUGGGCACACAACUCUACACCCCAGCCUGAUAUGUAUUUAUAAAAACUUUGCAAAAAAAUAAAUAAAUAAAUUCAAAAAAGGAGAAAACUAAAAGGGAAUAUAAUUAUGCGUGCACAUAUAAGAUGUUUUUAAGAAGAUUUUAAAAAAUACAAAGAGCUAUUUCUAUAUUUGAUUUGUUUUUGGUUUUAUUUUUUUGCUGGGAUGGUUCUUUUUUUUUUUUUUUUUUUGGCUUGUGCUUUCAAUUUUGUGUGUGUAAAUAUAUCCCAAAAAAUAAUCUUUUUUUUUCUGGCUACAGCUUGUGUUUCAUUAGUUUUGUCAGAAUUACCAAAAUGCGAACACAAUCCCAUCAGAGAAGAUUUCUUCGGUUCAUCAUAUGCAGUACUGUCUUGUGUGUUGGUUGAUGUUCACUUUUUAAGACACUCGAGUUCCGGAAAGGAGAUUAACUCAGUAUUUUCAGUUUGACUGGAUCUCAUCCUGUUCUGCUUCUAUUGCUUUACUUUGUGGAUUUUUUUUCCUGCUUAUUUUUGUCUUGCAAUCUCAGCUCUGCCUGAGCUUACAAUGUGACCAGCAAUGUAUUCUUUAGGAAUAAAAAAUGGCAGUGCAUUUUUGUAAUAAUAUUAGUUGGAUAUGUUUGUAAAGACAUCUAUGUUAGAUAUUUCCAAUUGUCAUAUGCUAGCAAUAUGUAAAAUAUUGUGCCAGACUUGUGAUAUUUUGGUUUACACAAGCAAGUGAAUGAGUGUAAAUAUUAAUAUUAAUUACUAUGAAAACAAAAUAAGUACCCAUUAAUGCCCUUUCCAUUUUGCAUCCUAUAUCAGGAGAAAAAGAAUUACAUCCACAAAAUUUUACGCUGCAUUUAUAAAUUGUAUAAAAAGGUAUAUUCUUGUCAGUUGGUCCCCAAUCCAGUCAAGCUAACAAGGGUUUUUAUUGUAGUAUUAAAAUCCUCAGUUUGUCUCAUUUCUUUGCAGUUUUGCCUUAAGUGAUAAUAGACCUAUUUCUGGCUGGACCCCUGUAUAAAGUUUUUCUGCAACAUUUUUAAUAAAAUAUCACAGUAUUUUCUAAAAAAAUUAAAUAAAUAAACUAAAGAAAGAAAGGAAUGGAUUGCUUAUUGGGACUGACUGGGUGGUUUUCUUUCUCAAAACAACAUUAGUGUGGAAAAGAAUCUUUAAGGAGUUCAGUUUGGUUCAAGUCUUUUAAAGGAAAUGAAAAAUGAGUAGGAAGGAGCUCUGAUCACAUGAGAGCAAAAUGUCUUUACUUGUAUUUAUGGUUUGACUUCUCUAUCUACUACUGUGAAAAAAGGUCUCACUACUCAGAGGGAUAACUGCAAACUGUGCCAAUUUGCCUCUCCCACACAUCAUGUGGAUCUUGGCAAGAUGGAUUCCCCUUUGACUGCUGCGUACAUGACCUGCAACAGAGUAUAAAAGUGCUUAAUUGUAAGAAAGAGAAAUAUCUUUAAUUAAAGCCUCUGCACAAAAAGACUUACAAUUGAACCUAACUCUAUCGUCCAUUGUCUUCCAUUUAGGUUGUGGAGGUAGCAGUUUUACUUAAAAUGUACCCCUCCCAGUUUGCUGGUAUUUUUAGGUUCCAACUCUCACCUUUGGAUAAUACAUGGAUAAUGGCUAAAAUAUGGAGUGGGUGAGAGGUUGAGGUCAAACUGUUUCUCAUCUGCAUUGUUUGGGUUUUCUGGGAACAUUCCAAGGAACUUUAUCAUCCUAUUGGCCCCUGGAAUUCCUGAGGAUCAGUCAGAAAUAGCAGGAGGAGUGGAAUACCUGCAUUUGCCUCACUGAUGCACAUCAAGUUGUGAUCUUGGACAAGCAGAAAGCAAAGGAUGGAUGAUAUCCAUAAAGGGACUUAUGGUUGACUUAUGUUUAGAGAACCUGGAAAAACCAAAUGACUUUUGUUUUUGGUGUGUAACAGGUAAAGCCUGCCUUUAAAACUGCAGAGAUAUUAUCAGAUCAAAAAAAUUUGAUUAAGAUCAGUUCCUCUGCUACCACAACCACUAGCCACCCGAGUCGGAAAUCAAAAAUGAAUUGUUGUGAGGAUGGUGAUAAAAUCAGAGGAAAAUAAAAGGAUUUUGUAAUUUUUGUGAAUCUCCUCAGAUGAGUCUUCAAACUUUUAAGUCAGGUGGAAAAGCAUCCCACAAAACGUAAUGUUAGCU